GGCCCUCUUUUGCACAUUAUCACAGGGUAUUACAAAAUACAAAUAUUUCCCUUAACAUGAAUUAAUAUAUAGGAGACAGAGGCUACAAUGUUGCGGUAUAGACAUGUGAUCCGGCUCCUGCAACGGAGAUCUUACUCCUCAGGAGCUGCAAACAGUGGAUCCCCUGGUGGCGACAAAUCCGGCGAAGAAGACUCGCACCCAAUACGACGAACCCUUCGUUUGCUUGGGAACGAUAUGCGCAAAGUUAAGGAGUUCUUUGUACCCAAAGAUCCGGAGCCUGAACAGGAACGCAUCCCCACCCAGAGCAAGUUUAAGUUUACCGGAGAGAGGGAAAGAGAUCCCACGCUGGCAGAUGAUUUUCAGACCCACUGCGAUGUGCUCAUUAUUGGCGGAGGUGCAGUAGGUAGCUCCAUUGCCUACUGGCUGAAGGAGAAGGCUCGCGACGGCCUUAAUGUGGUGGUGGUUGAAAAGGAUGAUACGUACGCUCAGUCCGCCACUCGUGUUUCCGUGGGCGGUCUUUGCCAACAAUUCUCCCUACCCGAAAACAUCCAGAUGUCGCUCUUUGCCGCCGAGUUCUUGCGAGGUGCUAAUCAGCACUUCGGGCAAGAUGUCCCGCUUCACUUUACACCCCAUGGUCACCUGAUGCUCGCUGGGGAAGAGCAUGCUGAGAGCCUAAUGCGCUCCUCCCAGCUACAAAACGAAUUUGGUGCCCGCAACGAACUGCUAACGGCGGAUCGAUUGGAGGCUCGUUUUCCCUGGCUAAAUACUAAAGGCAUUGUUUUAGGUUGCCUUGGGCUAGAGAAAGAGGGCUGGUUCAACCCCUUGGCCCUGCUUAGUAACCUUCGGCGCUCUGCUAGCGGUUAUGGCGGUCAUUUUGUCAGUGGACGAGUGGUGGAUUUUGAAUUCGUGCCCCAGACGGACAUAUCUGUUGUCGGGCAUGCCGGCUCCAACGAGGCUAACUACACGGGAUUGAAUAAGGCUGUCAUCCAGCUACCCGACGGAACAUUACGCACGUGCAAGUUUGCGCUUUGUGUAAUAGCUGCUGGCACAAAUUCCGGUCAGGUGGCAAGAUUGGCGAGGAUAGGUGUAGGUCCAGGAAUGUUGCGGAUUCCCCUGCCCAUCGACGCUCGUAAGAGGUACAUGUACGCCAUCAGCUCACAGGCCCAAAGUGCACCGGGAAUGACAAUGCCCAUGACCAUGGAUCCCUCUGGCAUUUUUAUCCGUAGAGAUGGUCUUGGUGGAAACUACAUUUGCGGACAGGAUUCGACGGAGGAAAGCCAUGGCCAAGAGGUGGACUCGCAAUACUUUGACCAGCACAUCAGACCCAAGCUGGCCGAGCGAGUUCCCUCUCUCGGGGAAGCUCAACUGGUGGACAGCUGGGCGGGCAGCUAUGAUCAGAAUGUUUACAAUGAAAAUGGCAUUAUUGGACCCCAUCCUUACUACCACAAUUUGUAUAUAGCCACCGGAUUUAGUGGGCAUGGAGUCCAGCAAUCCUUGGCCGUAGGACGUGCUGUUUCCGAGCUGAUCAUGGACGGCCAAUUUCGGACCAUUGACCUCUCGCGCCUGAGUUUCGACAGGCUUAUUGUGGACCAACCCAUGUACGAGUUAAAUAAUGUUUUAAGCUAAGAUUGUUGAUGGUGCAUUAUUGACUAAAUGCAACUACUUUAAUGUGUGAA
Drosophila ficusphila is the source of this 1676-nucleotide messenger RNA. It is a transcript of the gene l(2)37Bb, whose product is annotated as FAD-dependent oxidoreductase domain-containing protein 1. The record is from RefSeq and is a predicted model, not a curated record. Gene Ontology annotation, molecular function: oxidoreductase activity. NCBI's taxonomy places the organism in Eukaryota, Metazoa, Arthropoda, Insecta, Diptera, Drosophilidae. Bases 88 to 1626 code for a protein of 512 amino acids. The transcript has 2 exons. Gene Ontology annotation, cellular component: cytoplasm.